This is a messenger RNA of Schistosoma turkestanicum, 2028 nucleotides long. Lineage: Eukaryota; Metazoa; Platyhelminthes; Trematoda; Strigeidida; Schistosomatidae. The record is from the annotation of a GenBank genome assembly.
UUAAAGUGUGUGAUAUCAAAAAAAUCUUUCUGAUUCUUUUCAAUGUUAAUUUUUUAACGAUAUUUUAACAAAACAAAUUGGUGUUAUCAAUAAAAUUAUUGAAAUUAUUGUAAACUAUAAUUUGUCAUCAUAAAAUGCUUAAAAAAUACAUGAAAAUGUUUAUCAUCUUAUUUAGUUUAUUUAUUAAUUUUACAUCUGUUAACGGAUUUUUAACAAAAUUACGAAGUUGGGACGAUGUUUAUGGUUACAAUAAUAUAUGGAAUUCACCAGAGAAAAAAGAGUAUACACUAAAUGGAAAAAUUGAUCAUAAUAAUAAUAAUAAUAUUAAUAAAUCAGAACAAACUCAAUAUAAUAAAAAUAAACAGACAAAAUUGAAAAAUCAAGGUUUUGCUGAUAACUUAAUGCUAAUUGAUGGAGCAUCAAAAAAUGAAGGUACCGUAUUGGUUAAUCGACAUGGUAAAUGGGGCACAAUAUGUGAUGACAAUUGGACAUUAAAAGAAGCCAAUGUUAUAUGUCGUAUGUUAGGUUAUCCACAUGCAUUACAAGCUACAACAAGAGAUUAUUUCUUUUCUAAUAGCGAAUAUGAAUACUUACUGGAUGAUGUCUAUUGUAAAGGAAGUGAAUCUUACUUAAAUGAAUGUGUUUAUUGGACAGAACAUGAUUGUUUAAAACGAGAAGAAGCUGGUGUCAUUUGUCUUAAUCCUGAACCAAUCAAAUGGCAAUAUAAUGUUAAAAAUCCUCAGAUUGAAAAGCUGUCUCUUACUGAAAAUAAAAGGAUGAAAAAGCAAAUAUUUUGGUCUGAGUUGGAAACAUUCGACAACAGUGGUCUUUUUAUCGUAAAAGCUAGAGUUCCACAAGGUAAAAAUCGACGAAUGCUUAUUGGAGGUGUGUGUGUUGACCAGUUUCGUGGAGCUGAAGCAAAUUUAGCAUGUCGAAGCUUAGACUAUUCAUUCGCUUCCUCAUAUUCUUCCGUUCCACUGAAAAACGUCAAAACUUUCACCGUAUCGUAUCCGCUUGUACGAAUUGGGCAUUGUUUUGGAAAUGAGUCAAAAUUAGAAGAUUGUGUUGCUUUUGCUGAUCCAAACGGAGUACCAUGUUCAAAUAAGAGUUUAGGAAUAGCAGUAAACUGUACAACAGUUUUAGCUGAUUUGGAACCAGAUGUCAAAGCUUUAGAAUCUUCAGCUUACAGUAGUAUGAUUCCUUUAUUUCAAGCACAAUGUGCUUUAGAAGAAAAUUGUUUUCCACCGAGUGUUUAUAACUUAAUUAACAGAAAUCGACACUUGGCAUUGAUGCAUAUGCGUCGUUUACUGCGUUUUUCGUCAAUUAUACACAACGUUGGUACUGAUGUCUUUCGUCCAUAUGAACCACCUGAACGAUGGGUAUGGCAUGCAUGCCAUAUGCAUUAUCAUAGUAUGAAAGUAUUCUCUUAUUAUAAAGUUAUCAAUGCUAAACAACAAAUUAUGGCUGUUGGUCAUAAAGCUAGUUUUUGUUUAGAAGAUAAUGCUUGUAAAAAUGGAUAUAAAAAACAUUUCGUUUGUUCAACCACAUUGAUAACACGUGGUGAUCAAGGUAUUAGCCCUGGAUGCCAAGAUAAUUAUUUUCACGAUUAUGAUUGUCAGUGGUUAGAUAUCACUGAUUUAAUUCCGGGUGAAUAUACAUUUCAAUUGAUUUUAAAUCCAGAUUUUCUAGUACCUGAAAUUACUUACGAGAACAAUGCCAUUGAAUGCCGCCUAUCCAUAGGACAAACACAUCAUCAUUAUGCUGCAUUAUCAAAAUGCCAUUUAGUACAUCCAUAUGAUCUGUGAAAAUCCAUAAGUGUACACGGUUAUAUACAAAAUCAUGCCAGUUUUACUUUUUUUAAUCUGACUUUUACGUAUUACCUAUAUAAAUUAGUUAUCUUUGUUAUCAUGUAAUCACAUAUGACAAUAUUAAAUCACACACAAAGUAAUGAAUAACACAUGGUUGAUUACGUAUUGUGAACAUUUAUAUUCCGAGUAUACUGUUAAUAAAAUUAUAUCAACUGCUACA